Molecule: messenger RNA, 5919 nt
Organism: Oncorhynchus keta (chum salmon)
Lineage: Eukaryota; Metazoa; Chordata; Actinopteri; Salmoniformes; Salmonidae
Product: calponin-3-like
Exons: 7
Coding region: 211-1248 (345 amino acids)
Biological process (GO): actomyosin structure organization
Molecular function (GO): actin binding
Source: RefSeq, a predicted model, not a curated record
AGCUACUGCAACUCAAACUUUCUGUACGAACGCAGAUCCUUUUUCUCUAUCCAUCUGCUCGCUGAAGAAGCAAAUUAUCUCGGUUUAGAAGAUUGACGGUUUCACACUGUUGUACGGAACUUGUUACUUUGUAACAGAGGAACCUUGGAAGAAGCAGCAACUUUUGUUGCAAAUUAUUGACACAGUUUUACAUUUGCAAAACAAAGGACCAUGACUCAAUUCAACAAGGGACCAGUGUACGGGUUGACUGCAGAAUUGAGAAGCAAGAUCGCAGGGAAGUAUGACCUGCAGAAGGAGGAGGAGCUCCGGUUUUGGAUUGAGGAGGUGACGGGCAUGCCCAUUGGAGAGAACUUCCAGAAGGGCCUUAAGGACGGAGUCAUCCUCUGCGAGCUGAUAAACAAACUGCAGCCUGGUUCCAUCAAGAAAAUCAACCACUCCAAACUCAACUGGCACAAGCUGGAAAAUCUGGGGAAUUUCAUCCGAGCCAUUCUGAAGUUUGGCCUUUGUCCCAACGACAUCUUUGAGGCCAAUGACCUGUUUGAGAAUGGGAACAUGACCCAGGUCCAGAGCACACUGCUGUCCCUGGCUGGUGUGGCGAAAACCAAAGGUUCAAACUCCAACUGUGACCUCGGUGUGAAGUAUGCGGACAAGAGGACGCGCCAUUUCGACGAGGAGAAAAUGAAGGCUGGACAAUGUGUCAUUGGACUGCAGAUGGGGACAAAUAAAUGUGCCAGCCAGUCUGGUAUGACAGCGUACGGGACCCGGAGACACUUAUAUGACCCAAAGUCACAGACGGACAAGCCCUAUGACCAGACUACCAUCAGUCUGCAGAUGGGAACCAACAAAGGAGCCAGCCAGGCUGGCAUGUCGGCGCCGGGUACCCGCCGUGACAUCUACGACCAGAAGUCGGCAGGACAGACAGCAGACAGCUCCACCAUCUCCCUGCAGAUGGGCACCAACAAGGUGGCAUCCCAGAAGGGAAUGAGCAGCUACGGCCUGGGCAGGCAGAUCUACGACCCCAAGUACUGCACCUCCCCCACGGAGCCCACCUCUCCCGUUACCCUCGGCAACAAUGCCGGUUGCCAUGGCAACGGGAGCCUAGGAACGGGUACCAAUGGCUCGGAGAUUAGUGACAGCGACUACCAGGCGGAGUACCAGUAUCACCAUGACGACGAAGAGGAGUACCGGGGUGGGUACCAACAGCAGUACAGCGGGCACUAUGACGAGGACCAGGGCAUCGACUAUUAGACUGACUGUGUGUCAAAUGGCACCCUAUUCCCCUCUACAGGGUGUCAUUUUAUAUUUUCCCGUUAGACUCUGUGGGCCCCAUUUUGGCAGCUAAAAAAAUGUGCGCUUGUUUUGACAACAGCGCUUUUUUUUUGCGUUGUCAAAAAGUCACCCUGUGUAGUAGUAGUCCCAGUUGGCAUAAGUGUAACACAGUGUGUCUGGGAAUAUGUGACGUUAUAGUGGCCUUCUACCGGAAUUGGAGUGGAGAAACAUGUCCAAGUACCUUUAUGGAUCAUAUGAACCAUACGCCUAUAUAUUUAGUUUGAUACAGUUUUGUGGGACCACUUAUGAUGACAUUUUUUAAACUGAUGCAAAUUGUGUUACUCUGGUAUUACUGUAAUAUAAAGAGUGUUGAGAGAGAGUGAUUUUGUUAUCAACAGAGCAAUAAUUUUACUAUCCUUGCUAGCUUUUUUAAAAACAUGCUUUUUGCCCUAUACAGUUGAAAUCAGAAGUUUACAUACACUUUGGUUGGAGUCAUUAAAACUUGUUUUUCAACCACUCCACAAAUUUCUUAUUAACAAACUAUAGUUUUGGCAAGUCGUUUAGGACAUCUACUUUGUGCAUGACGCAAGUCAUUUUUCCAACAAUUGUUUACAGACAGAUUAUUUUACUUAGAAUUCACUGUAUCAAAAUUCCAGUGGGUCAGAAGUUUACAUACACUAAGUUGACUGUGCCUUUAAACAGCUUGGAAUAAUUCCAGAUAAUUAUGUCAUGGCUUUAGAAGCUUCUGAUAGGCUAAUUGACAUCAUUUGAGUCAAUUGGAGGUGUACUUGUGGAUGUAUUUCAAGGCCUACCUUCAAACUCAGUGGCUCUUUACUUGACAUCAUGGGAAAAUCAAAAUAAAUCAGCCAAGAUCUCAGAAAAAUACUGUAGACCUCCACAAGUCUGGUUCAUCCUUGGGAGCAAUUUCCAAAUGCCUGAAGUUACCACGUUCAUCUGUACAAACAAUAGUAUGCAAAUAUAAACACCAUGUGACCAUACAGCUGUCAUACCGCUCAGGAAGGAGACGUGUUCUAUCUCCUAGAGAUGAACGUACUUUGGUGCGAAAAGUGCAAAUCAAUUCCAGAACAACAGCAAAGGACCUUGUAAAGAUGCUGGAGGAAACAGGUACAAAAGUAUCUGUAUCCAAAGUAAAACAAGUUCUAUAUCGACAUAACCUGAAAGGCCGCUCAGCAAGGAAGAUGCCACUGCUCCAAAACCGCCAUAAAAAAAGACAGACUACAGUUUGCAACUGCACAUGGGGACAAAGAUCAUACUUUUUGGAGAAAUGUCCUCUGGUCUGAUGAAACAUAAAUAGGACUGUUUGGCCAUAAUGACCAUCAUUAUGUUUGGAGGAUAAAGGGGAGGCUUGCAUGCCGAAAAACACCAUUCCAACCGUGAAGCAUGGGGGUGGCAGCAUCAUGUUGUGGGGGUGCUUUGCUGUAGGAGGGACUGGUGCACUUCAGAAAAUAGAUGGCAUCAUGUGGAAGGAAAAUGAUGUGGAUAUAUUGAAGCAACAUCUCAAGACAUCAGAAGUUGAAGCUUGGUCGCAAAUGGGUCUUCCAAAUGGACAAUGACCCGAAGUAUACUUCCAAAGUUGUGGCAAAAUGGCUUAACCUCUUGCUCCUACCUGACAUGCAGGCGUCCUAUCUAGACAUCUGGAAAUGCAAAUGCGCUACGCUAAAUGCUAAUAGCACUCGUUAAAACUCAAACGUUCAUUAAAAUACACAUGCAGGGUACUGAAUUAAAGCUACACUUGUUGUGAAUCCAGGCAACGAGUCAGAUUUUUAAAAUGCUUUUCGGCGAAAGCAUGAGAAGCUAUUAUCUGAUAGCAUGUAACACCCCAAAAGACCCGCAGGGGACGUAAACAAAAUAAUUAGCAUAGUCGGCGCUACACAAAACGCACAAAUAAAAUAUAAAACAUUCAUUACCUUUGACCAUCUUCUUUGUUGGCACUCCUAGAUGUCCCAUAAACAUCACUAUUGGGUCUUUUUUUUCCGAUUAAAUCGGUCCAUAUAUAGCCUAGAUAUCGAUCUAUGAAGACUGUGUGAUCAACGAAAAAAAUAGCGUUUUAUAACGUAAUGUCAUUUUUUUAAAUUAAAAAAGUUGACGAUAAACUUUCACAAAACACUUUCGAAAUACUUUUGUAAUGCAACUUUAGGUAUUAGUAAACGUUAAUAAGCGAUCAAAUUGAUCAUGAGGCGAUGUAUAUUCUAUAGCUGUACGUCUGGAAAUAAUUUUGGGUAAAUCGCAACCAAAAUAUCCGGUCGGAGACCGGAAGAACUGCGCUGCCUUGUGUCUGUUUGACCAAGAAACAAAUCGUAGGCAAAUGACAAGACUGUUGACAUCGUGUGGAAGCUGUAGGUAUUGCAACCUCGGCCCCAUUUAAUGUGGAUCACGUUUAACAAUGGGUUGAAUUGGCGCAUGGAUAUAUUUUCCCAUUUUCAGUGAUCAGAUUUUCCUGCACUUUUCGAUGAAACGCACGUUCUGUUAUAGUCACAGCCGUGAUUUAACCAGUUUUAUAAACAUCUGAGUGUUUUCUAUCCACACAUACUAAUCAUAUGCAUAUACUAUAUUCCUGGCAUGAGUAGCAGGGCGCUGAAAUGUUGCGCGAUUUUUAACAGAAUGUUCGAAAAAGUAGGGGGUAGGAGUAACAGGUUAAGGACAACAAAGUCAAAAUAUUGGAGUGGCCAUCACAAAGCUUGACCACAAUCCUAUAGACAAUUUGUGGGCAGAACUGAAAAGGCGUGUGCGAGCAAGGAGGCCUACAAUCCUGACUCGGUUACACCAGCUCUGUCAGGAGGAAUGGACCAUGAUUAUUGUGGGAAGCUUGUGGAAGGCUACCCAAAAUGUUUGACCCAAGUUAAACAAUUAAAGGCAAUGCUACCAAAUACGAAUUGAGUAUAUGUAAACUUCUGAGCCACUGGGAAUGUGAUGAAAGAAAGAAAAGCUUAAAUAAAUCAUUCUCUGCUUUUAUUCUGACAUUUCACAUUCUUAAAAUAAAGUGGUGAUCCUAACUGACCUAAGACAGGGAAUUUUUCCUAGGAUUAAAUGUCAGGAAUUGUGAAAACUGAGUUUAAAUGUAUUUGGCUAAGGUGUACGUAAACUUCCGACUUCAACUGUAAGUGAAAUGUUGCCUUAUCUUUCUUGCAUUCCUUUUAAGUCCAUAUUUUUCAACCAAUCAGAAUAAUGUAAAGAAUGUGCCAUGUCCUUUUCUGUUUUAUGGGUUUUGAAGUUCUGAUUGCUCAGAAACUCAACUAGGAAGUUCUGUGAAAGAAGCAUUCGUCACAUCAUGUUUACCUACUUCCUUGCUCCUUGUUUUCAAUAUACUCUACUGUUUGUCCUCUAUUUCCUCUCCUUCAAAUCAGAACCACAAGUCUACUGCUCAGUGGUGAUUUUUGGUAAGAGACUUACACUGAGUGUACAAAACAUUAAGAACACCUGCUCUUUCCAUGACAGACUGACCAGGUGAAUCCAGGUGAAGCUAUGAUCCCUUAUUGAUGUCACUUGUUAAAUCCACUUCAAUCAGUGUAGAUGAAGGGGAGGAUAUCGGUUAAAGAAAGAUUUUUAAGCCUGGAGACAAUUGAGACAUGGGUUGUGUGUCAUUCAGAGGGUGAAUGGGCAGACAAAAGAUUUAAGUGUGAUAGGUGCCAAGCGCACCGCUUGUGUCAAGAACUGUCUCACUCAACAGUUUCCCGUGUGUAUCAAGAAUGUUUCCCGUGUGUAUCCACCACCCAAAGGACAUCCAUUCAACUUGACACUACCGUGGGAAGCAUUGGUGUCAACAUGGGCCAGCAUCCCUGUGGAACGCUUUCGACACCUUGUAGAGUCAAUGCCUCAACGAAUUGAGGCUGUUCUGAGGGCAAAGGGGGUGAAACUCAGUAUUAGGAAGAUGUUCCUAAUGUUUUGUACACUCAGUGUACAUUUUCUAUGUCCAUUCCGAUUAAUCAAGCAAUCAUAUUUUAGAGAAGGUUGGCAGGAGAAAAGAUAAAUGGUUCAAGUUAAGAUGUUUAUGACUGUCUGAUCCCAGUUUGACUUGAAAGCACUGGAAUAUUUUUGUAGUUCUGUUUGUAGUUUCUCUGCCUCUUUAACCUUUUACUGCAGUGGGCUAAAUCAGAGUCACAGUGUUUCUUGGUAGUCUUAAACAAAUUACUUUGAAGCAAAAGUAUACACCUCACACACAUGGUCCUGGGCUUAAAAAAAGAAGACACCUGUACCAUGUCAGAUAUAGAGUUGAAAUGUAUUCCAUUAUGAGUUUGAAUCCCAAAAUUACACUUUAUGUACAUCACAGAAGACUGAACUAUAACAGAACCAUUUCAGCGUUUGAAUAGUCAUGCUUAUUAAUGAUGAAAAAUAUGAAUAACAUUGGACCCAUAAGGCCACUAGAGGUGCUUUGGCCAUUCGACUGCAGGAAAGGCUUUUUAAUACUCUAAGAAGAGAAUCUCAAAUGUUAGUUUCUGUCACAUGACCAAACGUAUGGAUUUUUAAAUGUUGUUUUAUAUGCCGUUGAUUCCUUGUGCCAUAAUGCCCCCCUCCCUGUGUGUAGAGCCCCAUCCACUGAUGUGGUAUUUAUUGCCAUUUGUCCCUAUAUAGAUAUUUCUUCUAUUGUUUUGAUUCUUUUGUAUCAAUAAAUGUUUGUUUCAUAAAGUCUUA